AUGGCCCAGCAGUGGGGCCCUCAAAGGUUUGCAGGUGGGCAGCCACAGACCAGCUUUGAGGACAGCACCCAGGGGAGCGUCUUCACCUACACCAACAGCAACUCCACCAGAGACCCCUUCGAUGGCCCCAAUUACCACAUCGCUCCCCGAUGGGUGUAUCACCUCACCAGUGUCUGGAUGGUCUUUGUGGUCAUCGCCUCCAUCUUCACGAAUGGGCUCGUGCUGGCAGCCACCAUGAAGUUCAAGAAGCUGCGCCACCCUCUGAACUGGAUCCUGGUGAACUUGGCCAUCGCUGACCUGGCGGAGACGAUCAUCGCCGGCACCAUCAGCAUUGUGAACCAGAUGUACGGCUACUUUGUGCUGGGCCACCCCUUGUGCAUCGUGGAGGGCUACACUGUCUCCUUGUGUGGGAUCACCGGUCUCUGGUCCUUGGCCAUCAUUUCCUGGGAGAGGUGGAUGGUGGUCUGCCAGCCCUUUGGCAACGUGAGAUUUGAUGCCAAGCUGGCCAUCGCGGGCAUUGCCUUCUCCUGGAUCUGGGCUGCUGUGUGGACAGCUCCACCCAUCUUUGGUUGGAGCAGGUACUGGCCCCACGGCCUGGAGACCUCGUGUGGCCCGGACGUGUUCAGCGGCAGCUCGUACCCUGGGGUGCAGUCUUACACGAUCGUGUAAGCAGGAGAAUGAGAUCGGGGUCCUGAACACCGUGCGUACGUUGUCCCUUUGUCAAUCAGCUUACCUACAAUCAGCUUGAUCUGGAGGUGCCAUCUGUCCCUGUGGCUCUGUCUCCCCCAGGUGGCGAAGCAGCAGAAAGAAUCCGAGUCCACCCAGAAGGCGGAGAAGGAGGUGACCCGCAUAGUGAUGGUGAUGAUCUUCACGUACUGCCUCUGCUGGGGGCCCUACACAUUCUUUGCAUGCUUCGCCGCUGCCCACCCUGGCUACGCCUUCCACCCUCUGGUGGCCGCCCUGCCAUCCUACUGCGCCAAAAGUGCCACUAUCUACAACCCCAUUAUCUAUGUCUUUAUGAACCGGCAGCUGCAGCUUUUUGGGAAGAAGGUGGAAGACAGCUCUGAGCUCUCCAGCGUUUGCAAAGCAGAAGCUUCAUCUGUCUCUUCGGUCUCACCUGCCUGA
Messenger RNA from Eubalaena glacialis (North Atlantic right whale), 1125 nucleotides. RefSeq names its product long-wave-sensitive opsin 1-like. The transcript has 6 exons. NCBI's taxonomy places the organism in Eukaryota, Metazoa, Chordata, Mammalia, Artiodactyla, Balaenidae. Gene Ontology annotation, cellular component: photoreceptor outer segment; membrane. Gene Ontology annotation, molecular function: G protein-coupled receptor activity. The record is from RefSeq and is a predicted model, not a curated record. Gene Ontology annotation, biological process: phototransduction; visual perception; G protein-coupled receptor signaling pathway.